Messenger RNA from Oryzias latipes (Japanese medaka), 3796 nucleotides. The record is from RefSeq and is a predicted model, not a curated record. NCBI's taxonomy places the organism in Eukaryota, Metazoa, Chordata, Actinopteri, Beloniformes, Adrianichthyidae.
UCUAACUCAAACCACAGAAACAAUGACAGAUUUAAUCGCUACGUCCUUCAUCUGAAAACAUCAACAUUGAGCUGCAACCAUGAGUCAGGCACUAAAAGGACAGCAGAAGAAUAAGGAAUUGUUCUUAAACUUCUAAACACCAGCAGGUCUUUUCUGUACUCUUUUUCAUGAUGUUUGGUGGAGGAUUAGUUUAAGCUUUCUGCAAAGACUUCUUACUGUUUUGUUAAAGAUUAAGUAACUUUAGCCAUGACGUGCUUAUAUUUAUUUACAUCUAGCAGGCAGACAUUACCGUAGAAACCCUCUAAACCUUUAAAAAUGUCAUCCGUUUGUGUCUCAGCCUAAAAAUAUCAAUGGCUGAAGCCUAAUUAGGAUUUUUCUGCACAACUUUAAUUCUCCUGAGAGUAUUCACUCAUUAAAAAAUAAAAUUUGAGUUAAGGUUUAAAGUUAAAGUUAAUGCAGGUGAAGUAGAUUCCCUAAAGAGAGGUCAGCUCUCGAAAAUUUUCUCAUGAAAUCUGUGUAUGGGAGGCAGGCGUAAAUAUAUAAAUACAGGAAAUUGCAGGUGUGUUCCUACCUGGGUGUGGAGACAAAUACACUCAGCAUACUCUCUCUGCCUCACACAAUCCCUUUUACUCAAAGUCGGAGAGGCCUAAGGUGCACUUUCAGUUCUCAGAAGUAAUUUCAGAAAUCUGCCCUCACAGUUUUUGUGACAUCGCGCAAAACAUAAGGCCAACAAAAUGAUGAAGGAUGACUUUCCAGACACAUUCAGGAACAUCAGUCGAAAAGCCGGCCUGCAGAUAUGGACCAUCAAUAACAUGAAAAUGGUUUCUGUUCCAACCAAGGCUUUUGGUAACUUCUUCGAGGGAGACUGUUACAUAGUUCUGAACAUUCGGGAGAAUAAAGGAGCAGCCCAGUCCAUUGAUGUCCACUACUGGAUCGGAAACUCCUCCUCCCAGGAUGAGCAGGGUGCUGCCGCCAUUUACGUCACCCAGCUGGAUGAGUACCUGGGCGGGAGUCCGGUGCAGUACAGGGAGGUUCAAGGCUAUGAGUCCCCACAGUUCAGGAGCUAUUUUAAAAGUGGCAUAAUUUACAAGACAGGGGGGGUGUCUUCAGGUUUUACCCACGUUGACACAAACUCCUACAAUAUCCUGCGCCUGAUGCACGUGAAGGGGAAGAAACACGUCACAGCAAAAGAGGUGGAAGUGUCAUGGAACAGCUUCAACAAUGGAGACAUUUUUCUCCUGGACACGGGAAAACUGAUAGUGCAGUGGAAUGGACCCCAGAGCAACAGGACAGAAAAACUUAAGGCAGUUUUGUUGGCUCAGGACAUCCGGGACAGGGAGCGAGGAGGCCGUGCUCAGAUUGGGGUGGUGGAGGGAUCAAAUGAGCGGGAAUCACCAGAGCUGAUGAAGAUCAUGACGACGGUGCUCGGAGAAAAGCCCAACAAGCUGAGGGACGCCAUUCCUGAUGAGAAGCACGACCAGAUGCAAACUAACAGUGUCAGACUCUACCACGUUUUUGAAAACGGUGGGAAUCUGGUGGUUCAAGAGGUGGCCACACAGCCUCUGACUCAAGACCUGCUGCUCUCCUCGGACUGUUUCAUUGUGGACCAUAAAGGGUCCAGUGUGAUGGUCUGGAAGGGCAAACGGGCCUCAAAGGUAGAGCGACAAGAAGCCAUGAACAGAGCUUUGGGCUACAUUAAAGCUAAAAACUAUCCACCCAGCACAGGAGUGGAGGUGAUGAGUGAGGGAGGAGAGUCUGCUAUGUUCAAGCAUUUGUUCAAAUCCUGGACAGAAAAAGGACAAACCAAGGGUCUCGGAAACACACAUACAGUUGGAAAAAUAGCUAAGGUCGAUCAGGUCAAAUUUGAUGUGAUGGAGCUUCAUGCUCACCCUGAACUGGCAGCUCAGCAACGCAUGGUGGAUGACGCUUCUGGUGACGUGACGGUGUGGCGCAUUGAAAAUUUGGAGCUGGUAGAGGUGGACCCAAAAACGCACGGACAGUUCUAUGGAGGUGACUGCUACCUGGUGCUGUACACAUACUUGAGAUCCAACCAGAAGCAAUAUAUACUGUACAUGUGGCAGGGACGUCAUGCUACUCAGGAUGAGAUCGCAGCGUGCGCCUACCAGGCUGUGACUGUAGAUUCCAAGUACAAUGGAGCUCCUGUCCAGGUCAGAGUGGUCAUGGGGAAGGAGCCACGCCACUUCCUGGCUAUUUUCAAAGGCAAAUUCAUCAUCUUUGAGGGAGGAACAGGUCGGGCUGGUGCAGCAAACCCUGAAAGCAGCACCAGGCUCUUCCAGGUCAGAGGAACCAAUGAGAUGAACACCAAAGCCACUGAAGUUCCGGCGAGGGCUUCGUCUCUGAACAGCAACGAUGUGUUUCUUCUGAAGACUGACCGAGUUUGCUACUUGUGGUACGGAAAGGGCUGCAGCGGCGAUGAGAGGGUGAUGGCGAAAACAACGAGUGAUGUGCUUUUCAGGCAGGACAAGCAAGUGGUGAUGGAGGGCCAGGAGCCAGCUAACUUCUGGGUUGCGUUGGGUGGAAAGAGCUCUUAUGCGAGCGACAAACGGCUGCAAAAGGAGGAACUGAUUCACAGUCCUAGACUGUUUGAGUGCUCCAAUCAAACCGGUCGCUUUAGGAUGACGGAGGUAUACGACUUUGCCCAAAGCGACCUGGAUGAAGAUGAUGUGAUGCUGCUGGACACCUGGGAGGAGCUCUUCUUGUGGAUUGGAAAACACGCCAACAAGUCUGAAACAACAGAUGCAUGGAAGAGCGCACAGGAGUACCUGAGGUCUCACCCGGCAGGCCGGGACCCGGAUACGCCCAUUAUUUCCAUCAAGCAGGGAAACGAGCCCCCUACCUUCACUGGCUGGUUCGAUGCAUGGGACCCCCUGAAGUGGAAAGGAGAAAACGCCUAUGAGGGGAUGAAAAACAAGAUGAGUGAUCAAGUAGAUUAUAUGGCACAUAUCACUGCAGACCUGAGCAACGCUGGGAUAGGAGGGGAUGGCUACCGGGCUCCAGGUGGACCCAUUAGUUCACCUCCACCCUACAGGACCCACGGGUUUGAUAUUUCCCCCAAAUCCCCAACCAUCCCAAAAGCCAAAAUCCCUCCGUUUUUCACAUCUGUUGAAAGCGGGAAGUACUUGGACCCUAAGCUUCUCGUCAACAAGGAAGCCAGUGAGCUUCCAGAAGGUGUGGACCCCAGCCAGCGGGAGGAAUACCUCUCUGACAUGGACUUUGAGAGCCUGCUUGGCACCAACCGCGCAGACUUCCAGCGCCUUCCAAAGUGGCGUCAGAAUGACUUGAAGAAAAAAGCAGGGCUUUUCUGAGAAGAUUUUCACUGAUUCGCUACACAGAAGAGUCGCCAAACCUGUCUGAGACCUAUUCUGAGAAUCAUCUUUGAAGCACAAGAAUAGCCCACAUUACUGAGAAUAAAGGAGUGCCUAAGCAGAAUGUUUUAUUUACUAUGACAUUUUUUGUUAUGAAAGAGGGUACAGUGAUUCAUUUUUGCAGACAAAUUAGAUUAUUCAUAAGAUUUUUCUAGAAAUAGCUGUUUUUAAGGCAAAACAGCAUUAAUGUAUCAUCUUUCUUUGUGUUUACCAAUGUUUGCCAAUGUUUUCAUGCUCAAUAUCUGCUUGUUCGUUAUCCAAUGACUCUUAUACAAUGAAUAAAGACGACAAUUUGAAGAUAUUCUUUAUUCAAGAACCAGUGCAAAUGCAGCUGCGAGUUGUCAAUACAAAGAUGUAAGGUGUGGUCAAACAGCCGACGAUGGUGAAUAAACAGAAGGAUUUUCCUUUAA